AUGAUGCUCCAACUCAUAUUGAAACCUUUGCCUAUUCAUCCUGCUUGUCCUCUCUCAAUCCCCGCCCAGAAUUGGUUCCCACUACCCGUAUCCAUUCCUUUACAUCACUUGGCGACCACUUUCUGGGCUGUAUUUCAACGUCUUAUGACAGUUUGUGCUGUCGUAGUCACCAGUAUCGCCAUCACCGGUCGGCGACCAACGCUCGGUCAUGGCAUCGGCGCUUUCGACGACGACUACGACAAUAAUAGAGCGAACGUAUUGCCACUGUCGACAACCAUCUACGAGUCUCGCCGUUCAUUCGUCAAAUGCCGCCCUUCCAACUCGGCUUUUGGGAGAUCGAUGGAGCAUGACAGCAGGGGACAACAACACACCGACGAACCUACGGCCGCCGGCGACUGUUUCAACCUUGUCUACUUUGCUGAAAAACAACCACAUACUGCGGUUGAAUAA
This is a messenger RNA of Aspergillus niger, 450 nucleotides long. RefSeq lists its product as hypothetical. The record is from RefSeq and is a predicted model, not a curated record. Bases 1 to 450 code for a protein of 149 amino acids. The transcript is spliced from 3 exons. Lineage: Eukaryota; Fungi; Ascomycota; Eurotiomycetes; Eurotiales; Aspergillaceae.